Molecule: messenger RNA, 684 nt
Organism: Colletotrichum fioriniae
Lineage: Eukaryota; Fungi; Ascomycota; Sordariomycetes; Glomerellales; Glomerellaceae
Source: RefSeq, a predicted model, not a curated record
AUGCACUCAACAGCCCGUCACAUCGCAAAGAAGAUUGCAACCCACCCCGAGACUAAGUCCUUUGCAAAGUCUGUCCAGAGAAACAUGGCGUCCGGCACCCCCUCCGAAACGGCAAAGGUCCAGGCUAACGCUGGGGCCGACGCGCCCACCUUUGAGUCCAUCGGCAUUAAGAACAGCGAUAUUGUCCAAAAGUCUGGGGUAUCACUGUCCCAGCCGCAGAAAGUCCUGGUCGGCAGCGUACUAGAUCUCUUUGAGGGAAACCCUACCCUGAAGCACCUGUCUUUGUGGUCCAAGACGGCUACGUUCCAGGACAACAUCACCGUCGCAGAGGGGUACGACAAGUUCGCCGCCCAGUGGUACGGUCUUCCGGCGCUGUUCAACCCCAUCAGAAUCCAGUCGCACAUCGUCACAUCGGCGGGUAAUCCCAUCGAGCUAGAAUUGAAGAACAGCUACACGGUCAAGGGAAUCAAGACCGAGCAGACCAUGGAGAGUGUCGUGCAGAUUCAGGUCGGCGACGAUGGCAAGAUUAUCAAGGUCAACGACAAGUGGAACAAUGAUCUUCCCGAGGGGGCAUUCUCCCAGGCUUUACGCAAGCUCAACGCUGUCACUGUACCGGCAUUUGUUAAGGUUCCCAAGACGGAGGAAGAGGACCAGAAACUCAAGGCUGAGCGAGAGAAACAGUGA